Sphaeroforma arctica JP610 is the source of this 495-nucleotide messenger RNA. RefSeq names its product 6,7-dimethyl-8-ribityllumazine synthase. The transcript is spliced from 3 exons. Gene Ontology annotation, biological process: riboflavin biosynthetic process. Gene Ontology annotation, cellular component: riboflavin synthase complex; intracellular anatomical structure. Gene Ontology annotation, molecular function: 6,7-dimethyl-8-ribityllumazine synthase activity. The record is from RefSeq and is a predicted model, not a curated record. Lineage: Eukaryota; Ichthyosporea; Ichthyophonida. The coding region runs from base 1 to 495 and encodes 164 amino acids.
AUGACUGAACCAAAAGACUUCAACAAAGGCGUCACCAUUCCUGCAUCGGAUGGCAGUACCUUGAAAGUGGGUAUUGUGCGCACACGCUGGAACGAUGCUGUUGUCAGUCCAUUAGAGGAAGGUGUUCUGGAGUCGCUGAGGAAGUGCGGAGUCAAAGAGGCGAAUAUCGUCACUGUAAAUGUGCCUGGCGCGUAUGAGCUUUCGUUUGGUGCCAAAUCGUUGAUCAAGCGGGACCCGUCUAUUGACGCUGUGGUGUGCUUGGGGACGUUGAUUAAGGGUGAAACCCACCAUUACGAGUAUAUCUGCUCGGCUUGUUCUGCGGGCAUCAGCCAGGUUGGCCUCGAUACGGGCGUGCCUGUAGUAUUCGGCGUGCUAAUGUGCUUGACAGAUGAACAGGCGCAGAAGCGGGCGGGCAUUGGUGCUAACUCCCAUAAUCAUGGCUUGGAUUGGGGACUGACUGCUGUAGAGAUGGGCAAGAUGCGUUUCUAUGCUUAG